Molecule: messenger RNA, 203 nt
Organism: Aplysia californica (California sea hare)
Lineage: Eukaryota; Metazoa; Mollusca; Gastropoda; Aplysiida; Aplysiidae
Product: phosphatase and actin regulator 3-like
Source: RefSeq, a predicted model, not a curated record
AUGCCCGAAAGAACGGCGACAGCAAAGGGGGCGUCUCCUCCGCAUCCGGGGGCGGCGCCACGGCCACGCCCCCCACGGACCGGAAGAGCAAGUUGUCCACCCUGGGCAAGAUCUUCCGGCCCUGGAAGUGGAAGAGGAAGAAGAAGAGUGAGAGGAUCGAGAAGACGGCAGUGGGUGAGUAGCUGGUCAGCGUCUUGUGUCGU